Pelobates cultripes (western spadefoot toad) is the source of this 9794-nucleotide messenger RNA. Lineage: Eukaryota; Metazoa; Chordata; Amphibia; Anura; Pelobatidae. The record is from the annotation of a GenBank genome assembly.
AUGCUAUCAGAAAUUGCGUGGCCCCUUACUAACCCAUUUUGUGUGCCUCCUCCCCCACCCCCCUCAUCUGUGCUUUUGGCACCCUUCCUAGAUAUACAACUUGGACACAUGCACAUUUUCAUGCCAAGGGCCAAGUUAUUCCAGGCUCUUCUGGGGCAGGUUAGUGUCCUGUUAGAUGCGGUCCAAGUUGGGAAGAUAUUUCUAUUCUCCAAGAAUAUCUGUAUUGCCUGAAGUUCUCCAGCUGCUUGGGGUCUAUAGAACUGUACUUUGCUUUUCCAGUAGUCCGUAAAAAGGCAGAAAAGGCAAAACAUUUAACCCCUUAAGGACCAAGCUUCUGGAAUAAAAGGGAAUCAUGACAUGUCACACAUGUCAUGUGUCCUUAAGGGAUUAAAGGAACACUAUAGUCACUAUAGGAACACUAUAGUCUCCUAAAUUACUUUAGCUAAAUAAAGCAGUUUUAGUGUAUAGAUCAUUCCCCUGCAAUUUCACUGCUCAAUUCACUGUCAUUUAGGAGUUAAAUCACUUUGUUUCUGUUUAUGCAGCCCUAGCCACACCUCCCCUGGCUAUGAUUGACAGAGCCUGCAUGAAAAAAAACUGGUUUCACUUUCAAACAGAUGUAAUUUACCUUAAAUAAUUGUAUCUCAAUCUCUAAAUUGAACUUUAAUCACAUACAGGAGGCUCUUGCAGGGUCUAGCAAGCUAUUAACAUAGCAGGGGAUAAGAAAAUCUUAAUUAAACAGAACUUGCAAUAAAGAAAGCCUAAAUAGGGCUCUCUUUACAGGAAGUGUUUAUGGAAGGCUGUGCAAGUCACAUGCAGGGAGGUGUGACUAGGGUUCAUAAACAAAGGGAUUUAACUCCUAAAUGGCAGAGGAUUGAGCAGUGAGGCUGCAGGGGCAUGUUCUAUACACCAAAACUGCUUCAUUAAGCUAAAGUUGUUCAGGUGACUAUAGUGUCCCUUUAAUACAAAUCAACUAACAUUUUUUUUAAAUGCAAAUUGUUACAGUAUCCAGAUUACAUUAACUCCCUUAGCAAGCUCAGUGGACAAACAUCCAGAGAAAACUAUCCAAACUUCAGAGUUUUGUCCCCAUUACAUUUCAGUGAGGACUCAUCAUCCCAGGUAAUCUUGACUUCUACGGAGAGUCAUUUUUGAAGAAUAGCAUUUUCAGUAAGUCAGUAAGGAAUCUUUGUGUCUCAACCAGGGUGGGAAAAUAAUUUGGCCUGAGCAUUUUUUAAUGACAGCAACCUGGGGAGAACUGGGCAGGGCCAGAGAGAAGGUGUUUUGUCAUCACCAGUGACAAGUAAAUCCCCUCUCAAAGGGAGCAUGUUUCUUCAAUGCUUUUCCAGGGCAGAACAUGUGCAGAGCUCUGCUGAAGAGCUCUUGCAUGUUCUGCACAGAGUAAACAAAUUUAAUGACACACUUGUGUGUAGGGGAUCUAGUGUGUGCAGAGGCUCCAGAGUGUGUAUAGGGGAUCUUGUGUGUUUGUUUAGAGGAUCCAGAGUGUGUGUAGGGGAUCUAACGUGUGUGUAGGGGAUCCAGAGUGUGUCUAAGAGAUGUAGUGUGUGUUUGUCAGGAAUAUAGUAUGUGUAAGAGGUGCAAUGUUUGUGUAAAGGAUGUAGUGUCUAUAGGGGAUCUAGUGUGUAGGGGUGUAGUUUGUGUGAGGGUGCAGCGUGUGAGGGGUUCAAUGUGUAUGUGAGGGUUUCAAUGUGUGUGUGAAGGAUGCAGUGUGUGUUAGGGGCUUAAUGUAUAUGAGGGGUGCAGUGUGUGUCAGGAGUGACGUGUGUGUGAGGGGGCAAUGUUUGUGUGAGUGGGGCAGUGUGUGUGAGGGGUGUAGCGUGUGUGUGAGUGGGACAGUUUGUGUCUGUGUUUGUCUGUGUGUGUGUGUCUGUAUGUGUGUGUCUGUCUGUGUGUCUGUCAGUGAGGGGUACAAUGUAUGUGUCAGGGGUUUAGUGUGUGUGAGGGGUGCAGUGUGUGUGUGGGGGGGCAGUGUGUGUGAGAGGUACAAUGUAUGUGUCAGGGGUUUAGUGUGUGAGGGAUUCAGAGUAUAUAUAUAUGAUAUAUAUAAAUUCAGCUGACAGAAAAACAGAACAUUCCUAGCUAAAUCUAAACAGAGCACACAAUCAUAAUGACAGGGUUUAUUAAGUUAUUAAGUUAAGCUAUUUUAGCUUGAAUUUUGCAAUCUGACUUUUAAUUCACUCCUGUUUAACAAAUAAAUCCUUCAUAGAGUAUAGCAGAAAAGGUUACCCUAAAUCCGGGAAAAAGUCUUCUUAAGCCCUUACAGAUUGAAUGAUAUUGAAUGGAAUACACCACAUGCAGGUGAUGACUUGAUUAUUAGUAGGUUGCUAUUUUUGCCAUAUUGAUCUUUGUUUACUUUCUUAUUUCUUUAUUGUCAUUAUUUUUAUGCCUUCAUGGCUUUUUGAAACAUAUAAACAAAGAAACGUAGAAACAUAGAAUGUGAUGGCAGAUAAGAACCAUUCUGCCCAUCUAGUCUGCCCAAUUUUCUAAAUACUUUCAUUAGUCCCUGGCCUUAUCUUAUAGUUAGGAUAGCCUUAUGCCUAUCCCAUGCAUGCUUAUCCCCUUAAGGACCAAAAUUCUGAAAUAAAAUGGAAUCAUGGCACACAUGUCAUGUGUCCUUAAGGGGUUAAACUCAUUUACUGUGUUAACCUCUAACACUUCAGCUGGAAUAAGAAAAAAAAAAAAGGUUAUUUACUAAACUGAGCAUUGUGAUGGACUGAUUAAAAACUGAAUUCUUUUACCCCUCAAAUCCUUCUAUUUGUAGUGUAAAAUAUUAAAGGCAGGUGUUAAUUCAUCCCAAAUGGCUUUUUACUGAAUAAAUACUGCGAUAUUAAGGUUUUAGGUGGAAGUCCAUUUUUAAAUUUUUUAUUUUAGUGUCCUUGAUUGAUGGUGUCUUUGAUUAGGUCUGUCUAUACCGGCACUAGUGAGAUGAUCAUUCACUCUCCUACUACUCCCUUAAUUGCCAUACAAUUUGCAUUUUGUAAGUCAGCAUUUUUGGAGGCACUCUAAGUGAUAUUAAACUUUGUCACAAUGUAUUUGCCUCAGCACUUUGCCUUGUGGCUGCUAAAGAUGAGGGUUGGUUUCUACUGGGGUCAUUGGAAGAUGUCACAACACUUUGCUCUUGGUUGAUUAAUGCUAAUGUAAUUAUUGAAGGUGGUGGUAUUGUUGGUGGUGGUGGAUGAGGCAAGUCAAAAACAGAUAGAGUUGGACCUUGACAAGGUGGAGAAGUUGCAGGAGGCGAGUACACGCUACAUGCUAGAGAAAAUAAUGGGCUACUGCCUGUUGCCUUGAGACUCUCUCCUCUUGUAAUUCUUCUAGGUCAGUGGUUCCCAAACCAGUCUUCAUGGUUCACCAACAGACCAGGUUUUGUCAGUAUCCUUCACUGAAAAAAAAAAAAAAGAAAAAAGAAAUACAUACAUCCUAGAUCAGUGAUGGCAAACCUUUUUUUCCUCAAAGUGCAACAUGGCAAUUAAACCUGAAUACUGAGGUUUAAGUUUAGAAAAAACAACUCAUACAGUUGUCUGAACUAAUUCUCCUCUUCUCUCCCCCCAGCAUCUUCCUUUCCCUACCCACAGCAUAUACCCCUUCUCUCCCCAGCAUCUCCUUCUCCUCUCCCCAGAUUCUCCUCUCCCCCAGAUUCUCAUCUUCCUCUCCCCCAGAUUCUACUCUUUCUGUCCCCUUCUCCCACCAGCAUCUCCUCCUAUCCCCCCCAGCAUCUCCCCCUCCCAUUCUCCCCCCAGAAUCUCCUCCUCUUUUCCUCCAGUUUCUCCUCUUCUUCUCCCCCAGAUUCUCCUCUUCCUCUCCCUUUCUCCCUCCAGCAUAUCCUCCUCCUCUCCCCCAGAUUCUCCUCUUCCUUUCCCCCAGAUUCUCAUCUUCCUCUCCCCUUCUCCCCCAGCACCUCCUCCUCUUCUCCCCCAGCAUCUCCUCCUCCCUUUUCUUCUGUGCAUUCCCCUCCCCAGCAUUCUCCUUCCUCUUUCACCCUGUAGCAUUCUCUCCUCUCUCCUUUUUUCCCCAGCAUCUCCUCCUUCCUCCUGCAUUCUCCUCCUCUAUUCUUUUCCCCUUCAGCUUCCUUCCUCUCUUCUCCCCAGCAUUUCCUCCUCCUCUCUCCCCCAGAUUCUUCCUCUUUCUUCUUUUCCCCAGAUUCUCAUCUUUCCUUCUCCCUUCUUUUCCCAGCACUCUCCUCCUCUUUCUUUCUCCCCAGUAUCUUCUCCUUCCUCCUUUCCCCUUUUUCCCCAGCAUCUCCUCCCCCAGCAUCUUCCUCUCUUUCCCUUUUCUACCUCUGUUAUAUUCUCUCUCUCCUUUUUUCUUUCCUCAGCAUUCUCUCUCUCUCCUUCCUUCCCAGUGCAUUCUCUCCCUUCUUUCAUUCUUUCUUUCCUUCCUUCCCCUUAGCAUUCUCCUUCCUCUGUGCAUUCUCUCUACCAUUCUCUACCUUUCCCUCCCUCUCCUUCCUCCUCUCCGCUUGAUUUCCUGCUUUCCGGCGGCAUCAGCGGAAGGAGCAGUGCUGGAACAGCAUGUAAGUCAGUGUAAGUCAGUGCUCCCUUGCAGCCCUCUAUCCCACCCACCCACCAGUGCCAUCUUAACACCAUUAUGGGCCCCCAGGCAAAGCAGUGCACUGGGGCCCUGCCUACACACAACUCACCGGAAUAAAACAUUUAAUUAUAGAUAAAAUUAGGCUUAUAUUUAUUAGUAUCUCCAACAAAUGCAAUACAUACAUAAAAUACAUAUACAGACUGCUAAACACAUUGCUGUAUGUGCGUGGGGGGGGUGCUGUGUGUACGUGGGGGGGGUGCUGUGUGUGCGUGGGGGGCUUUGUGUGUGUGUGGGGUGCUGUGUGUGUGUGUGGGGGGUGCUCUGUGAAUGGGGGGUGCUGUGUGUGUGGGGGUUGCUGUGUGUGUGUUUGCUGGGGGGGUGCUGCUGCAAAUAUAUUAAUACAAUCUGUCUCCCCCCUCCCUUCUUCUUACCUUUGGUGAAAGAAAUCCCUGGUAGUCUGGUGGUGGUAAGAGAGACAGGUCCUGCAGCUCUCCUGCCCUCCCGCGCGAUGCUGUGUGGAGCGUUGCCAUGGUAACGUGCGGCAACGCUCCACACAGAUUGCUCGCGGGAGAACAGGAGAGCUGCUGCUCAGAUCCCUCCCCCUGUCCUCCAGACACGGAAGCCGUUAUGGGCAGACACGUGCCUACUCUGCAAUGAUGCCGACUGACGACCUAUGGCCGCGUGCCCACAGAGAGGUUCGCCACCAGUGUCCUAGAUUGUUUGUGGGCCGUGAGAACUGGUGGAGACGUGUUAAGGCUCUGAGAGGCUGUCGCACUACUGAUGAUGGUGUCCCUAGAGGGUAAUGUAAACACUGCCUUUUCUCUGAAUCCACCUCCAGUGGCCACUGGACGUGCUUACUGACAUUCAGCAUCUCCACACACUGCAUGGAGACGCUGAACUUUGUUAAUACGGAUGCAUUGAUUCAAUGGAUCUCUAUGAGGAGGUGCUGAUUGGCUCAGUCAGCAUUUGGCCCUACCCUUUCCCACAUCCUUGGCAAUUUUAGCCAAUCCAAUGUUUUCCCUAUGGAAAAGCAUUGGAUUAGCUGAAAUAAUUUAAUUCUGAUUAUGUCAAUCAUUGGAUUGGCUGAAAUAAUUUAAUUCUGAUGAUCGGCAGAUCGGCAGAUCGGGGCGAUACCAGCGCUGGUAGACCUGGGUGGGGCUGGAAAACAAGGUAAGUUUUCCUACCUUUUAAGGAGGUUAAGCAGCACUCACACAAUUGCACAAUUGCAUAGCACACACUGCCACUCCUACAAAAAUGUUUUCCUUUCUACAAACAGUUCAUAAAAAAAGACCUGUCAAACUCGAUAUCAGUGAAUCAAACUUGGUAGUAGCUAAACUGAGCAAUAACCUAAAUACCAGUCUCACACUAGCAUACCUCCCAACAUCACUCUUCUUCAAACUGGGGCUGGGUGGGGCUGUCUAUGAAAGGAGCGGUCUUGUCCAAAAGACGGCAGGUCAGCCUGGAAAAGCACUCUCUGCAUGGCCCUAGUGCCCGCUGCACAGUGAGAGCAUACCCAAUGAGGCGCUCAUGCUGUGCUGCCUGGGGACAGUUCCCUGGUGUCCCCAGAUGCAGGAGACCAGAGAACUAAAGCAGGUCAGCGGGACAGCACCCCAAAAUUGGGACUUUAAGCUGCAAUCUCACACUAGGAUCAAUGACACAGGCUAUCUCCCACACAGGCCACAGGUGCACUCCCACAGUAUCUGAAAAUAUUUGAGCAUUACUCUUUGCAGAUAUGGACUUUGGCCGAACAGCUCAUUGGCCCAAAUACCAUAGUUCAGUAAAUAGCAGGCUUGUAAAUUUUCUUACAAAACCACCCUCAUCUCCAUUGUGCAAAAUAUAGUAAAGUUAUACUUCUUACGCCAAACACCGUAUUUAAUUUCAUAGCCCAGGAUGAUGCCACAUACCACCGCAAACAAACAUAAUCCAAUUAUUUAUAUUUCUGAAUACAUUGAAUAAGAAGAGUAAUCUUUCUUUCCUGAAACAGUUUUGGAAUACUGCAGCAAAAGCAAGCAUUUUAUUUUUUUUUAGUAUUCAUCAACAAGUAGCUUCAACAAGACCAGUUGGACAUACAAGAACAGAAGAUGCCGAUAUGCCUAUCAAAAUGUAAAAUCUGAAUAAUUCAUGUGACAAAACUGAAAUUCAUUUAUGCCCAUUAAAUUAAACUGUAUUAAUAACUGUGUGUUCUGUGAUAAGUGUUUUCUUUUUUAUCAUUAUGAAAGCAUAAUGCAUUUAUUGCUGCAAAUUGUAAUUUCUAGGGGCUGAGGACCGCGUUUCGUAAUGUGUACAUUAACCCCUGCAGUUGUGUGCCUCUAGCCAUCUGCAAUUGAUUUUCGUGAAUAAGUAAAAGCAAGGAUUGAUUGAAUUUCAAAAGUACACGUUUUCAUGGAAAAUCAAUGGGUUGAGGACCAAGUCUGGAGCACUGUAUAAAUCCACUUUGUUUUGCGUCCUCACUAAUGACUUUGCACACUGUUAUGCGGUGUUUAAUCAAUGGUUUUAUGUGUUUAUUUAGUAGAUAAUGAAUGAUUAUUCAACAUAUUAGAGUAGAGAAGAGCCGAGGAAAGGAGCUGAAGAAAAGGGCAGAGAUAGAUAGAGAGAAGAGAGAGAUUUAUUUUCUAUGGUUCUCUGUAGCUUGUGGUGCUGAAUUAAAUUGUGACUGUAUCCCUGACAGAGCUCUGUUGCUAUAUAUUCAAAGCAAACAGCUGGGGCUAAAAUAGAAAACUGAGAUUUGGGGAGUUAGGGCAAACACAAAACUAGAGUAAUAACAGCUAAACAAUGCUAUGUUAUCUGUACUAUGAGAUGUAUAGAGUGACCAGGGGGAGGGCUUCACCAACAUAACAACACAGGGAAAUGUGCAUUUAGCUAUGAAAACAGAUAGAAAACAAACCUAUAAAGAUAAAUGCAGUGAUAUACUUGGUGAUGUGAGUUUGGUACAAUGAUAUCCCCUUAAAGUGCCAGCGUACCAAGCAAUUCACUAGCAGACAUGGGUGGGAGUACCACCACUAGAGAGGGUGUGAAGGGGUUAAUACAAAUGCAUUUAGAAUAACAGCAAAGAAGCAGGUUCCCUCCUCCUGUAGACGUCUGUUGGUCUUGUUUUAUCCAAUGCUGAUUAGAUUCCAGUGAUCCUGAGGAGAGAGUGAUCACAGAGGGAGAGUGGAUGAGGUUAUUGUGUGUGUGUGUAUGUUUGUGAGCGCAAUACAGAGGUGCCAAUACCAACACAUGGCAUUGUUCAGUCUGCUCUCAGAAUUUAAUCUGCUCAGUAGAACAAAUGGACACAUUCUAUCAAAAACAAGCAACCAGCAUCCAGGAAAAGCUCACAGCAGCCAGCAAACGUCCUGACUCUUCACACCUGGGACUUACACAGACAGGAUGACUUCAACAUGCAUUCUCUUGUGAUGGAAUCAUUAGGACCUCACGUGCCCAUUCACUCCCAUUGGAAGCCUGCAGGAAAGUGGGGAAGGUGCUAAAAUGUUCACGGAUUACUGGUAAAGAGCAUUUGGUCCUUUUUUUUUUUUUUUGCCUGAGAGACUAUAUUUAUAUCCAUAUAAAAAGAAAUCAUGCAGGGGAGAAAGCAAAUCAGAGGCUUAAAAUGAGUUUUUCCAUCUGAUAAGAGUUUUUUUCCCUCUCUUCUCUCAAAACAGAUAAUGCUGCUGAGCACUAGAGGCUUACUCUACAUUGAGCCCAGAUCUCUGGCAGAAUACAAUGUUGCUUGAAGCUGGCUGAAGAGGUGCAUUGAGAAGGUAAUCUAAGGUAUGUCAUGUUCCUAAAAGGGCAGCUGAUUUUACCGGUGUGCAUGCUGAUGCUCUGUAUACAAAGUGCUACACAGAAGGGGUCACUGCAAGACUGGUGCCCUCCUAAUGGAAAACCUCUCUGCCUACAAUGUAACCAUUCAUGUGUUGCAAAAAGAUCUAGAAUUGGGAAACACAGACCUGAGCGUCAGAGCACUCACUGGCUUGCUCCUCUCCCUUCUAAUCCUGUCUACUCUCCUGGGGAAUACUUUGGUAUGUCUGGCAGUCAUCAAGUUUAGGCACCUGAGGUCCAAGGUGACCAACUUUUUUGUUAUCUCUCUAGCUGUCUCAGACCUCUUUGUGGCUCUGCUGGUGAUGCCCUGGAAAGCAGUAACUGAGGUGGCUGGUUACUGGCUCUUUGGGAAAUUUUGUGACACUUGGAUAGCAUUUGACAUAAUGUGCUCUACUGCAUCCAUUCUAAACCUCUGCAUUAUCAGCUUGGACCGCUACUGGGCAAUAGCAAGUCCCUUUAGGUAUGAAAGGAAGAUGACUCAAAGGGUGGCUUUCAUCAUGAUUGGCGUAGCCUGGACUUUGUCCAUCCUGAUCUCCUUCAUACCAGUACAGCUCAGCUGGCACAAAUCUGAUGAGCUGGAUGAUAACUUUAAUGUCACCAACCAGACCGAGAACUGUGACUCGAGCCUAAACAGGACAUAUGCCAUUUCCUCUUCUCUUAUCAGCUUUUAUAUCCCAGUAGCUAUCAUGAUAGGAACAUAUACUAGGAUCUAUAGGAUUGCUCAAACUCAAAUUAGGAGAAUAUCUUCUUUGGAGAGGGCAGUGGAACAUGCUCAAAGCUGUCACCCAGACUGUCCUCAUGAAAACUCAUUAAAAACCUCCUUCAGAAAGGAGACCAAAGUACUCAAGACAUUGUCUAUUAUCAUGGGAGUCUUUGUUUUUUGCUGGCUACCCUUCUUUGUUCUGAAUUGUAUGGUCCCAUUCUGUCAUACUGGUCUUCCAGGGCUCAAUGAACCAGACCCACCAUGUGUUAGUGAGACUACCUUCAGUAUAUUUGUGUGGUUUGGCUGGGCCAAUUCUUCUCUGAAUCCUGUGAUUUAUGCUUUCAAUGCAGACUUUAGGAAAGCAUUCACCACAAUCCUUGGAUGUAAUAAGUUAUGCUCAAACUCCAAUGUGGAACCUGUGAACUUCAGCAAUGAGUUGGUUUCCUAUCAUCAUGACACCACCUUUCAAAAAGAUGCCCCUGCCAACUUCAACAGCUCCCAGCUUCCCAAUGUGGUGACCCAAGAACAAGAUGACUUGGAAGGACCUUGUUUUGACAAAGGUUCAGUCACUUCCAACUCCCACGGGAUCAGAAACCACAAAAACCUACUUUUACCAAACAGUGUCCAGUUUGAAUGUGAAGCAGAGAUUUCUCUGGAGACAAUUACCCCGUUUACAUCUGCAGGGCCAAUUGAAUGUCCUUCACAUGCUCUAGAAGAGGAAGGCAUACAAUAUACUAAUACAUUGUAUUAG